UUACGGUAAACCAGUUGGUAAAUUACUUUGACAAAAGGUUGCCCAAACCCGUAGUUAAAAGGUCCUCAUUUUAGAUCACACCAGAGGACCGUGGAUCUCCGCGUUCUCGCCUUCCCCAUAGCAACCACUUUGGUUUUUUCAAAACAAAUUCUUCCCAGCGCGGCACCAGAAAGAUAAAUGGCACAAAACCCCUCCACAUUUAAUAAACACGAAUGGUUAAUUGUGUUUUGUCUCUAACACAGGUGACUGAAUAAACAGAGAAACGUCUUGGCACACAAACAGAAACAAAAGCAAUUGCCUUCAUGCACCCUUCUCUGACUGUUCAUCAUGGUUCUACUGAAUGUGGAUCUGAUUGCCAAAUCCAGUUCUUGUUCAAAAAACAAAGGGAACUGUUCACUUGCCCAGUAUCUCAAGAAACUCACUCACCUCAAUUUUUCCAAUAAGAACAUUGAAGAAAUUGAUGACAUUUCUGUGUGCAAAAACCUCAGUGUCAUUUACCUUUAUGACAAUCACAUAAAGCGGAUAUGCAACCUGAACUUCGCCUACAACCUCACACAUCUCUACAUGCAGAACAACAUCAUCACUCACAUAGAGAACCUUGGAGCUGUGUGCAGGCUUUCCAAAUUGUAUCUGGGGGGAAACAGCAUCAUGGUGGUGGAGGGGCUGGAGCAGCUGAGGGAGCUGAAGGAGCUGCACCUGGAGGGCCAGAGACUCCCCCGCGGAGAGAAGCUGCUCUUCGACCCCAGGACCCUCCUCUCCCUCUCGGAAUCAUUAAGUGUAUUAAACAUCAGCAACAACAAUAUUGAUGAAAUUAGGGACCUGGUAGUUCUCCGGAAUCUCACACGGUUUUUAGCUACUAAUAACCAGCUUCAAGAUCUACAGGAAUUAGAGGCAGUUUGCAGCCAGUGGCCUCAGCUGUGUCGAAUGGAUUUGAGUGGAAAUCCUGCUUGUCACAAACCCAAAUACAGGGACAGACUCAUAACUGUGUCCAAGAGACUCGUGGAGCUCGAUGGAAAAGAAAUUAACGAGUUGUCCAGGCAGUUUUUACUAAACUGGAAAGCAUCAAAAGACGCCAGAAAGAAAAUCCAGGAAGAGCGGCUUAUGGCAGCACAGAUGGCUCAACCGUUUCCUGCAGAUAGGGGGGUGCGAAGCUUUGUCUGAGUGCAACGAUUAUAACGUUGGAUGGCUGUCUUCGGCAACCCUGGGCCACUGAACUCUGUGAGAGCUGUCAGCGCUCCCUCCAUGCGACAGACCGCGCAGACUGAGUGCGCGCACACACUGCACGUCACCGAGGACGACAUGUAUUCUCUGUCAUUGACUUCGUUAGUUCAGUCCACGCUCAUGUGAAAGAAGAAAAGUAUUUAUAAUAAAACUCAUUGAAUAUGUUUUUUUGAAUGCUGCAAAGUACACACAUUUAUUGCACAAACCUUAAAGAUUGCUUUUGUUUUCUUUGUCAGAGCUGCUUUAUUUGUAAAAAUGUUUAAAUCGUAAUUCCACAAUAAAUGUAGCAUUUAACUUGUUGCCAGCAUGCGGUGUUGUGCAUGGUGUCGUCUGGAGUCUAAUUUCUGUUGCUUUGUCAUGUUUAUCAAACCGGGAUUAAACUGUUGUCCAAUAGGGAUCCGCAAUUGUGACAAGGUGAUCUGUAAAACUAUUGUAUUUUUUAAAUGUUAAAAUGUUGCAUAUAUUUCGCCAUGGCAGCUAAAAAGUGGAUCACAAGAAAAUGUACUUUUGUUGUAACCCGGUUUUGCCAGCAUUCUGAAC
Molecule: messenger RNA, 1761 nt
Organism: Conger conger (European conger)
Lineage: Eukaryota; Metazoa; Chordata; Actinopteri; Anguilliformes; Congridae
Gene: ppp1r42
Product: protein phosphatase 1, regulatory subunit 42
Exons: 8
Coding region: 328-1161 (277 amino acids)
Molecular function (GO): protein binding
Source: RefSeq, a predicted model, not a curated record